Cicer arietinum (chickpea) is the source of this 1688-nucleotide messenger RNA. Its product is annotated as xylulose 5-phosphate/phosphate translocator, chloroplastic-like. Lineage: Eukaryota; Viridiplantae; Streptophyta; Magnoliopsida; Fabales; Fabaceae. The record is from RefSeq and is a predicted model, not a curated record.
UUUAGGUCUGUACUAGGUUUAGUUUAAGGUGCUGUUUUAAUGUUCAUCUGUGUUCUUUCAAAUCAAACUACUUCACAAAUUCAAUCCCCAUUUUGAAGCCUCUUAAAGCUCCAAAAUCUGUCUUCUUAUUAUCCUUCUGAGAAAUCUAUUUACUUUUCAUUUUCGUUUCCCAUUGUCUCAGUUAUUUCUGGCUUCAUCAAGAACAACCACACAAACUAAACAAAAAAAAUGUUAUCUUUGAAUAUUUUUCCAUCAUCAUCUUCUGUCACUUUCACAAAACCAAAUCACAAUUUUUCCAUUAAUGCAUCUCCAAUUCUCAAACCAAAUCUUCUCAUCAACAGGUCUCAUCAUGAAUCACAUCUCAAAAGUUCCAAACUUUCUGUCACACCCACAUCUCAGAUCCAAAAUUUAACCACAAAUUCAAGAUAUUUUAACAGAUUCUUACACCCUUUUGAGUUCUCAACAAAACCCAGAAACCAAAUUUUCAAAGCUGUAUCUGAUAGCAAUCCUGAAGGAGAAAGUUCAGCACCCAUUACUAGUCCCAAAAGCAUAAAUCUCAAACUUGCUUUAGUUUUUGGAUUUUGGUACUUUCAAAACAUUGUUUUCAACAUUUACAACAAGAAAGUUUUGAACUUUUUCCCUUUCCCAUGGCUUCUUGCAUCUUUUCAGCUCUUUGUUGGUUCCAUUUGGAUGCUUUCUCUUUGGUCUUUAAAGCUUCAACCUUUUCCAAAAAUCUCAAAAUCUUUCAUUCUUGCUCUACUUGGACCUGCUUUGUUUCACACAAUAGGUCACAUUUCAGCUUGUGUUUCAUUCUCAAAAGUUGCUGUUUCAUUCACACAUGUUAUCAAAUCUGCAGAACCAGUUUUUUCUGUCAUAUUCUCUUCUUUCCUUGGUGAUAAAUAUCCUAUAAAGGUUUGGCUUUCAAUUUUACCUAUUGUUCUUGGUUGUUCUUUGGCUGCUGUUACUGAAGUUUCUUUCAAUGUUCAAGGACUAUGGUGUGCUCUUAUUAGCAAUGUUGGUUUUGUAUUGAGAAACAUUUAUUCCAAAAGAAGUUUGCAAAAUUUCAAGGAAGUUAAUGGAUUGAACUUAUAUGGUGUGAUUACUAUACUUUCAUUGUUGUAUCUUUUUCCAGUAGCUAUAUUUGUAGAAGGGUCUCAAUGGAUUCCUGGGUAUUACAAAGCACUUGAAGCUAUUGGAAAACCUUCAACUUUGUAUAUUUGGGUUUUGGUUUCUGGUGUGUUUUAUCAUCUUUAUAACCAAUCAUCUUACCAAGCAUUGGAUGAAAUUAGUCCAUUAAGUUUCUCUGUUGGAAACACAAUGAAGAGAGUUGUGGUGAUUGUGUCUUCAGUUUUGGUGUUUAGAAAUCCGGUUCGACCGCUUAAUGGACUUGGAUCUGCCAUUGCCAUACUUGGGACUUUUCUUUAUUCACAAGCUACAGCUGCAAAGAAAGCACCGAAAAUUGAAGGUGAAAAGAGUAGUUAGAGCAAUAGAAGGGGGAAAAAAAUAGGGGAAAUGUUAGAAAGAAGAUGAAAACUGUUUUUGAUUAUUUGAGUUAUAGUUUUAGUCAUGUUUAGAUUUAGACAUUAAAUUAGAUCUUCCAUUCUGGUUUCUUUUGAACUAUUGCUGUGAUUUUUCUAGUAUUGAUGUUUCUAAGCAUUUUUUUUGGUUAUUUGGUUUAUUUUCAUGCA